CCAGCCGCUGAAUGAGAAUGAGUUUGAAGCUUUUUGCACAGCCAAGGAACAGAGCCUCGGUUCAAUAAUGCAUCCCGAGGUAAACUGUUACCUGAGGAGAAGCUCUCAAUAAUGCAUUUCCUGGGGAUGACAGUUGUAGCUGAAGAGAAUGCUGGAACCUGUAGCAAGAUUUCUGUCUGAGAUGGAAAGAUGUCUCACUAUCAUUUUAUCAAGUGCUGUUGCUUUCAGCUAUGUAACAUUUUUCGAUCCCAUGAAAUGGAAAUUGACCAGUGCUUGCUGGAGUCCCUCCCCCUGGGCCAGAGGCAGCGGCUGGUAAAACGCAUGCGCUGUGAACAAGUCAAAGCCUACUAUGAAAGAGAGAAGGCUUUUCAGAAGCAGGAGGGGCUCCUGAAAAAGCUGAAGCGUGGGAAGAAUCAAAAAGUUCAUUUUAACCUUGCUGACAUGAUACAGGAUGCAAUUAUCCACCAUGAUGACAAAGAAGCGCUGCGGCUCCUGAAGGAGGGGGCGGACCCGCACAUGCCCGUGUCUUCCGGAGGGUCCCUGCUCCAUCUGUGUGCCCGGUAUGAUAAUGUCUUCAUUGCAGAGAUCCUGAUUGACAGAGGGGCCAAUGUCAACCACCAGGACGAAGAUUUUUGGACACCAAUGCACAUUGCCUGUGCAUGUGAUAACCCUGAUGUUGUCCUACUGCUUGUAUUAGCUGGAGCUAAUGUCCUUCUCCAGGACGUCAAUGGAAAUAUCCCACUGGAUUAUGCCACGGAAGGGACAGAAUCGAGCUCCAUCCUGUUGACCUACCUGGAUGAAAAUGGAGUGGAUCUGACAUCACUGCGGCAGAUGAAGCUUCAGAGACCAAUGAGUAUGCUAACAGACGUUAAACACUUCUUGUCAUGUGGAGGAAAUGUUAAUGAGAAAAAUAAUGAUGGCGUAACACUGUUGCAUAUGGCAUGUGCGAGUGGCUACAAGGAAGUGGUAUGUCUUCUCCUGGAACAUGGCGGGGAUCUCAAUGUAGCAGAUAAUCAGUACUGGACCCCACUCCACUUGGCAGCAAAGUACGGCCAGGCCAACCUGGUGAAACUUCUUUUGAUGCAUCAGGCAAAUCCACACCUACUGAACUGCAACGAGGAGAAGGCUUCAGAUGUUGCCGCAUCUGAGUUUAUCGAGGACAUGCUGCUGAAAGCCGAGUCUGCCUGGGAAGGAAGAAUGCAAGAGCCUUCCUGUGUUCAGACCUGGGCCCAAGAGGAACCCUAUGAAGAGAUCAUCCCUGACCUUCCAGCCCUUCCCAGCAAGCUCAGCCCCCUGGCAUUGCCAAUUGCCAAGCAAGACAGUAUGCUGGAAAAAGACAUCAUGUUCAAAGAUGCAACAAAAGGCCUGUACAAGGGACAAUCUCAGGACAGUACUCCCGAAAAUACCACCGUGAAUGGCCCCACCAAACCUGAUCAGGUCAAGCUGAUACCGCCUGCUCCGAACGACGACCUGGCGACGCUCAGCCAGCUUACCGACAGCAGCCUGCUUUAUGAAAUUCAGAAGCGCUUUGGGAACAAUCAGAUCUAUACUUUUAUUGGGGACAUCCUCCUGCUUGUUAAUCCAUUCAAGGAGAUUCCAAUUUAUUCCACCAUGGUCUCCCAGCUGUACCUGGGCAGUGCGGGGCAGCCCUGCCCCUCUCUGCCACCUCACAUUUUCUCCUGUGCGGAGAGAGCCUUCCACCAGCUUUUCCAGGAGCAGAGACCUCAGUGCUUCAUUCUCAGUGGAGAAAGAGGAUCUGGGAAGUCUGAAGCCAGCAAACAAAUAAUGAGACACCUCGCCUGUAGGUCUGGUUCCAGCAAGCCUGUAUUCGAUUCCAAAUUUAAACAUGUCAUGAGCAUCUUAGAAGCCUUUGGACAUGCCAAGACCACUCUUAAUGACCUGUCCAGCUGCUUCAUAAAGUAUUUUGAACUACAGUUCUGUGAGAGGAAAAAACACUUAACUGGAGCCAGAAUUUAUACAUAUAUGCUAGAGAAAUCCAGACUUGUUUCACAACCUCUUGGCCAGAGCAAUUUUCUCAUCUUCUCCUUGUUGAUGGAUGGGUUAUCUGCUGAAGAAAAGUAUGGACUCCACCUUAACAAUUUAUGUGCCCAUCGGUAUUUGAGCAAGACCCUUCGAGAAGAAGUAUCAACAGCAGAGCAUUCUCUGAACAGGGAGAAAUUCGCUGUCUGGAAACAAGCCCUGAAUGUAAUUGGCUUCAGUAACUUGGAGGUGGAGAACGUGUGUGUGAUUCUAGCGGCCACGUUACACCUUGGAGACCUUCGGUUCACUGCUCUGACCGAGGUCGACUCCGCCUUUGUGUCUGACCUCCAGCUUCUGGAACAAGUGGCUGGAAUGUUGCAAGUAUCGACGGAUGAAUUGGCAUCUGCUUUAACAACUGAUAUCCAAUAUUUUAAGGGAGAGAUGGUCACGCGGCGACACACCGUAGAGAUGGCUGAAUUUUAUCGGGACCUCCUGGCCAAGUCGCUGUACAGUCGUCUGUUCAGCUUUUUGGUGAAUACGGUGAAUUGCUACCUUCACAGUCAAGAGGAGCCCAGCAGCUCGCAGACAUGGGAUAUUGGAAUAUUGGACAUCUUUGGUUUUGAAGAAUUUCAAAAGAAUGAAUUUGAACAACUCUGUGUCAACAUGACCAAUGAGAAGAUGCACCACUAUAUCAAUGAAGUGCUUUUUCUACAGGAGCAAACAGAAUGUGUACAAGAGGGAGUUACCAUGGAAACGGCUUAUUCUCUUGGUAACCAGAGUGGAGUUUUGGAAUUUUUUUUCCAGAAGCCUUCUGGAUUUCUCUCUUUAUUGGAUGAAGAAAGUCAAAUGAUUUGGUCAAUGGAACCAAGUCUUCCCAAAAAGCUACACAGUCUUUUAGAAUCCUCAAACACAAAUGCAGUUUACUCCCCCAUGAAAGAUGGGAACGGGAACCUCGCCCUCAAAGACCAAGGCACAGCUUUCACCGUUAUGCACUACGCAGGACGGGUAAUGUAUGAAAUUGUUGGAGCAAUUGAAAAAAAUAAAGACUCCCUUUCACAGAAUCUUCUAUUUGUAAUGAAAACUAGUGAAAAUGUCAUGAUCAAUCAUUUGUUCCAGUCGAAACUGUCACCAACAGGAGCCCUCGUACCUUCCUCUCCUUCUUUUAAAUUCAGAGGACAUAAAUCUGCCUGGCUCAGUAAGAAAAUGACAGCUUCUUCAAUGAUUGGAGAAAACAGGAAUUAUCUAGAACUUAGUAAGUUAUUAAAAAAGAAAGGAAAUUCUACAUUUCUUCAAAGACUAGACCGGGGAGGCCCGGCCACCAUUGCAUCGCAACUCAGGAAAACUCUGACGGAUAUUACUGGAAAACUUCAGAAGUGCACUCCGCACUUUAUUCAUUGCAUCAAGCCCAAUAACUCGAGGCUGCCAGAUACUUUUGAUAAUUUUUACGUGUCUGCUCAGCUGCAGUACAUUGGGGUUCUGGAGAUGGUGAAGAUCAUCCGACACGGAUACCCUGUCCGCCUUUCCUUCUCGGAUUUCCUGUCAAGGUACAAGCCCUUGGCCGAGACCCUCCCGGAAGACAAGAGGAUGCUGCCGGCCGAGGAGAGAUGCCGGCUGGCUCUGCAGCAGUGCCCGUUGCCAGGCUGGCAGAUUGGUGUUCGAAAAGUAUUUCUGAAAUACUGGCACGCCAACCAGCUAAAUGAUUUGUGCCUUCAGCUGCAGAGAAAAAUUAUCACCUGCCAAAAAGUUGUCAGAGGAUUUUUAGCACGCCAGCACUUGCAUCAGAAAAGGAGCAUCAGGCAGCAAGAGGUCACGUCCAUCAACAGCUUCCUGCAGAUUACAGAGGACCUGGGGCUUAAGACCUAUGAUGCCCUGGUCGUUCAGAACGCCUCGGACAUUGCCCGUGAGAAUGACCGGCUCCGGAACGUAAUGAACGCUACUUUCCACAAAGAGAAGUUGGAGGCCAGGAACAAGCAAGAGGAAGGAACCAAAAGAGCUGAAGACAAGGGUGGACGCAGGCGCCUCCACUGCAGCUCCGUCCCAGCCCCCAUGGCGGCAGACGGCCUGGUCCAGUCCCACGCUGGCCCAGCCACCCCGCCGCCUCCUCUGCACUCGGUGCUCGGCCUGGAUGACAGCGGCGGCCUCCCAUCGCCACGGAAACAGCCUCCACCCAAGCCCAAGAGGGACCCCACCACGCGGCUGAGCGCCUCCUAUGAGGCCGUGAGCGCCUGCCUGUGGACCGUCAGCAAGGACUCCUCCAGUGAAGUUCUCAGCCGGCCCCGGCCGCACAGCGACGACUACAGCACCGUGAAGAAGAUGCCCCCUCGGAAGCCCACGCGGAGCCCGCACACCAAGCUCAGCGGCUCCUCCGAGGAGAUCUCGGGCGCCCGGCCGGGGGCGCCGGGGGCCGGCGGUGCGCGGCGCAGGGCGGGCGGCCCGCAGCGCAGCAGCCCGGGGGUCCCCGCGCCGCCCGCGCCCCCGGAGCCCGAGCCCGUGUACAUCGAGAUGCUGGGCCGCGCCGGCAGCCCCGAGCCGGCCGAGGCCGUGUACGAGGAGAUGAAGUACUGGGCGCCCCCCUCGGAGGACGGCGACGCCGGCGGGCCCUGCAGGGACGCGUGCGACAUCCCCGCGCCCUUCCCCGACCUGCUGCCGCACCGGCCCCCGCUGCUCGUGUUCCCCCCGACGCCGGUCACCUGCUCCCCGGCGUCCGACGAGUCGCCCUUGACGCCCCUGGAGGUGAAGAGGCUGCCGGUCCUGGAGACCAGCCUCAAGUACCCCGUGCAGCCCGAGGGCGCCGGCCCCCCGUCCCCGCAGCGCCCCAGAGCCCCAGAGGGCGACGGCGAGCGGCCCGCGCUCGCCGGGCCGCACGGAGCCUCCCGUCCCCCCACGCCCGCCGCCGCGCCCCGGCCGCCCGCGCACUUCAGCUCCGCGCCCGAGCCGCCCCGGGGCCCCCCGAGGCCCACCUCGGCCCCCGCGGGCGCGCCCUGCAGCCCCGGCCCCGGGAGCCCGCAGCCCCCCGGGAAGGCGGCCCGGGCCGAGCCCAGGAAGGCCGCCCCCGGCGCCCCCUCUCCGGCCGCCCACAGCCCCCCGAACUGCAGGCCCGUGGGCGGCCCCCUGGACGAGCUGGCCAGCCUCUUCAGCUCGGGAAGGAGCGUGCUCCGGAGGUCGCCGGCCGGCCGCAGGAUCCGCGAAGCCGAAGGUUUUGAAACUAACAUGAACCUUACUAGCCGAGAUGAUCUUGGUACAUCAGAAAUUGCGUCAGAGACCCAAGAUAGAAAUGCAAACAGCCAUGGGAUUCAAUUAUCCAAUUCACUCUCCAGCGCGAUCGCUGCUGAAAAUGGAAAUUCCGUCUCAAACGGUUUACCUGAAGACGAUGGAUUCUCCAGUUUGUCUGGGAGUGGGACCUCCUCCUUUCAGAGACACAGAGAGAGUCACACCACUCAGGUAAUCCAUCAGCUGCGGCUGUCCGAGAAUGAGAGCGUGGCCCUUCAGGAGCUCCUGGACUGGAGGCGGAAACUCUGCGAGGAGAGAGGAGACUGGCCACAGAUCCUGCGCCGCGCGGAGCCCAGGGCACCUCCGCCACCUCCGUGCAAGAAGCCCACGCUCCUGAAGAAGCCCGAGGGGGCCUCCUGCAGCAGGCCGCCCCCCAAGUUCUGGGACACUACCCUGUGA
Kogia breviceps (pygmy sperm whale) is the source of this 5649-nucleotide messenger RNA. It is a transcript of the gene MYO16, whose product is annotated as myosin XVI. Gene Ontology annotation, biological process: negative regulation of G1/S transition of mitotic cell cycle; phosphatidylinositol 3-kinase/protein kinase B signal transduction; neuron projection morphogenesis. Gene Ontology annotation, cellular component: perinuclear region of cytoplasm; myosin complex; nucleoplasm. The record is from RefSeq and is a predicted model, not a curated record. NCBI's taxonomy places the organism in Eukaryota, Metazoa, Chordata, Mammalia, Artiodactyla, Physeteridae. Gene Ontology annotation, molecular function: ATP binding; actin filament binding; cytoskeletal motor activity.